Candidula unifasciata is the source of this 930-nucleotide messenger RNA. The record is from the annotation of a GenBank genome assembly. NCBI's taxonomy places the organism in Eukaryota, Metazoa, Mollusca, Gastropoda, Stylommatophora, Geomitridae.
AUGUCAGAUGAUGUAACUUUUGAUGCUAUCCCAGAAGAAAAUCCAGAAAGCAAUGAUUUUCAGGGAUGCGUAGCUUCAAGACAAAGAUCUCCAGAAGUCUCAGACAACCAAGAAAUUGAUGUCAACCAGAAGAUGCUUAAUCUGAAAGUGUCAGAUGAAAAGAAGAAUGUACCGAUACAACCAAUGAAUGAUUUUGAUGCUGAUGAAUAUACGCCAUAUAAUGACUGGUUUCCUCCAGAUCUAAGAAAGAAGUUAAACAUAGCCAUUAUGCAUGCUGAUAAAGACAAAGAUGAAGCAGAUGACGUGAGGAUGUUAAUAGAAAAGAAUGUUCAACUGACGAUAGAUAGAAAAUGUUUCAGGCCAAGAGUGGAAUUACUGAGCAAUGUUUCUUCAAGUAUGAAAGAUGACCCACUUGAUACUGUCUUGAAAGAGGCUGAUUUUCUGUUUGUCUACGUUACAAAUAAUUUUACAAACUGUGAUUGGUCUAAAUAUCAGGGUAUGUCAAGUUUGAAGGUUAUAAUGGCAGGAGAUAAACAGUGUACUUUGAUGUGUAUACACACUGAUCAUUCUAGUAUCAACAACUUGCCAGCAACAUUGAAUAACGCACCUCGAUUAGAAUAUUUUCUAGGGAAACCGAAACAGUUUUUAGAAGAUAUAGAAAGGCAAUUAUAUAAGAAAAGUGACAAAAUAUUAACGCAUAGAAGUGAACAAAUUGAAAGAAGAAGGUUACAUUUCCAAAAAUAUUCUCACAACUGGUCACUAAAUCAUGAAUCAGGCACAAACAGAGGCCCAAACCUUCUUCAGGAGACGAAGUCAUCAAAAGAUGGUGCUGCUGGAUACGAUAGCAGCAACAAGUCAAUGAAACCACAGCCGGAUUAUCCGAAAGUCAAGAAACCCAGCAAUGCGGUCAACAACAACUUAUUGAGAUGA